Molecule: messenger RNA, 396 nt
Organism: Tetrahymena thermophila SB210
Lineage: Eukaryota; Ciliophora; Oligohymenophorea; Hymenostomatida; Tetrahymenidae
Product: Tim10/DDP family zinc finger protein
Exons: 3
Source: RefSeq, a predicted model, not a curated record
ACAAAAUUAAUUUAUUAACUAAAAAAUAAAUAAAUAAACAAAUAGAAUUAAUAGUUAUCAGUAAGUAAAUAAGUAAAUAAAUUAGUCAAUAAAAUGCAAGAAUUUGAUGAAAGUAGAUACAAUAUUCCUUCUAUAAAAGUAACUCCUUAUAGCUCAUAAUUCUUAGAACAUAAAAGAUGUUUUGAAAUAUGCGCAAGAGAUAUGACUAAAAAUUAAUUAGAUGAAAAGGAAUAAUUAUGUGCUAAAAAUUGUUUGAGCAAACACUUCUAAGCUUAGGUUUUUCUUUCAUAAAAAAUGUAUUCAGAAUUUGUUAAAUAACUCUAAAUGUCUCCUGAAUACCAAAAAGCAUUUGCUAAAUCAGGAGAUGGCCCUAAUUUUAAUGUUAAAACUAAAUGA